UUCCGGAUCCGUUGGAUAGGAAGGCGGUUUUUAUGAACCAAGAGGGCCACAUUUGACAUAAAACAUGGAUCUUGACGCUUAUCUGUCGCAAUAUCAAGAGAUUGAGAGCAAAGAAUUCCUUCCUAUGAAAGAGGAAUAUGUCUGUACAGACUUCUUGAUGGAUAUGUCAGAAUUUCAAAAGCAAAAGGCACACAGCAAAGUUUAUGUACCCAAUAUGGAAAGUCGGCUGAGUUUUUACAAGUUCAUGGGCCAGGAUCCAGAAACAUGGACAACAAAGGCAGAUGCAGAUCUGGCUUUGAAAGAAUCAUCUGAAAAUCUUGUAGCAGAACAAAAACUUGUGGAUGUGGAGAAGGAAAACAUAGAAAAACUUAUAGAAAAAACAGUGGAAGAGUAUGAAGCUCUACAAAAGAACAUACAGCUAAUAGGUGAAAAAAUACAGGCCAUCAAAGGAAAGAAAACAAAACUUGAAAUCUUAAAAGCUAAACAAAAAGAAGUGCUGGCUAAUUUGGAUGAGGGAAUCACUCGUCCUGCAGAGUUCUAUAUCCACAAGAAGCAACAGGAGGAGAAGUUUACCAAGUUGGUGUCAGCCAUAGAACUGUGUCAGGCAUCCAUCGGCAGGAUUGAGGAGGAGAAAAGGGGUCUGGAGGAAACGUGUCGCAGACUCCGUGUCACAUGGGAGGCCCAGCAGCAGCAACAGCUCCUAGAUAGCCACAGUGAACAGUCACAGGUCAAGGUCAUGGAGGACAAACUCAACAGACAAAAAGAUUUGCUGUCAUUCAUCAAACGGCAGGGUAAAGUCGAUAUAAAGCAAAGAUCAGAAUUUGGACACUUGGUGCUGGAACUACUGAGUGACGAGGACAAUGAGAAUAUCCCCAGAAUGUUCCUUACUGCCAAUGUAGAGCUAGACAGUCUGGACUUAGAACACCUAACCAGUGCCGAGAAAGAGUCAGGUGACUGCAGCCUCCACACUGAGGACAUCAUAUCAGAGGGUCUGUCUAGUAACGACCUGCGACAACUCGUCACCAAGAUGCAGGACCGCUGGAAUACUCUGUUCCCACUGGUCCAGGAGAUGAAGAAUGUUUCAGACAGACAUGCUAUAGACUGGAUACAGGAUAAGAACCUCCUACGUAUACUGGUGGGCAAAGGUGGUUCUAUCAUGUGUACACUUCACGUACCCGAAUCCUACCCGUUCUCAGGGGAGAUAACCCUACAAAAGACCUCCAAUCUGCCAUCCAAUGUGAAGGAAGAAGAUAUCUUGCCUCCAUCUGACAACAGAAGUUUACAAGGAUGGGUUGAUUACCUAGAAGAUAUUUUUGGAAAACCAUGAUCAUCUCUGCCCAUGUUAUUUUGAUAAAGACUCAAUUACAACUUUUAACAAACACCUUCUACUCCUUUCUUAUCUGUACCCUCUAUUUGCCAUUAUUUGUGUACAUUUUGUAAAUUAAAUACAUGUAUGAA
This is a messenger RNA of Mizuhopecten yessoensis (Yesso scallop), 1458 nucleotides long. RefSeq lists its product as uncharacterized. The coding region runs from base 65 to 1327 and encodes 420 amino acids. The record is from RefSeq and is a predicted model, not a curated record. NCBI's taxonomy places the organism in Eukaryota, Metazoa, Mollusca, Bivalvia, Pectinida, Pectinidae. The transcript is spliced from 11 exons.